UCCAGCGCGUCGCAUCGCUGAGCGGUGUUCAGCACGGAUAGCCAGCGCAGAGCUCACCUGGCUCCGCCGAGAUAUUUAUAUUUUUAUUUUUGUUUGUGUGUUUGGACCGACGGAGAGCCCCGACGUCACUAUGCCAGGUAGAGACUGAAGGGAGGUUUGGGUCGUGAGGAGGAGGGGUGUAACGCUGCGGGUGUGUUUGGGGUGGCCUCUCCAUCGCAGUGAACACCUUUCGGGCUUGGAGCGCUCUCGGACGCACCAAAGAUGAUGGAAGGCUGGCCGCCGCUGCUGUUGCUGUUGCUGGCUCUCCUCGCCAUUGCGGGAGGCGGCCUCGGGGCAGACACAGAGGAGCGCUUGGUGGAGCAUCUCCUAAAUCCAGCCCACUACAACAAACUGAUCCGUCCUGCGACUAAUGGCUCCGAGCUGGUUACUGUGCAGCUGAUGGUGUCGCUGGCCCAGCUCAUCAGCGUGCAUGAAAGAGAACAGGUGAUGACCACGAACGUCUGGUUAACACAGGAGUGGCAGGACUAUCGUCUGACUUGGGUCCCCGAGGAGUUUGAUGGAAUGAUGAAGGUCAGACUGCCCUCAAAACACAUCUGGCUGCCUGACGUGGUGCUCUACAACAAUGCUGACGGAGUGUACGAGGUGUCAUUCUACUCUAACGCAGUGGUCUCCUACGACGGUAGCAUCUUCUGGUUGCCCCCGGCGAUCUAUAAGUCAGCAUGUAAGAUCGAGGUCAAGCACUUUCCCUUCGACCAGCAGAACUGCACAUUGCGCUUCCGCUCCUGGACUUACGACCGCACUGAGAUCGAUCUGGUGCUCCGCGCUGAUGUGGCCAGCAUGGACGACUUUACGCCCAGUGGAGAGUGGGACAUCAUUGCCCUGCCAGGCAGACGAAAUGAGAACCCAGCUGACCCCACCUACGUGGACAUCACGUACGACUUCAUCAUUCGUAGGAAGCCUCUUUUUUACACCAUUAACCUCAUCAUCCCGUGCGUGCUCAUCACUUCACUGGCAAUCCUGGUCUUCUACCUGCCAUCUGACUGUGGCGAGAAGAUGACGCUUUGCAUCUCUGUGCUGCUGGCGCUCACUGUGUUCCUGCUGCUGAUCUCCAAGAUCGUCCCGCCCACUUCGCUAGAUGUCCCUCUCGUGGGGAAGUACCUGAUGUUCACCAUGGUCCUGGUCACUUUCUCUAUUGUCACCAGUGUCUGUGUUCUCAAUGUGCACCACCGAUCGCCCACCACACACACUAUGCCACCUUGGGUUAAACUGGUGUUCCUCAACAAGCUUCCCGCCUUGCUCUUCAUGCGCCAGCCCAGGAACAGCUGUGAGCGCCAGCGGCUGCGCCAAAGAAGAAGGGCCCAGGAACAGAAGGAUGGUGGGCGCUGCGGGGAGGCAGGGGCCUUGAUGGUAGGGCUCGGGCUGGGCGCCGCUAGUGGGAACGGAGGCGGAAACUCCACAGGGGUGUUCGGCAAGGAGGACAGUGACCCUUGUACCUGCUAUGUGAACCGGGCAUCUGUUAAACAGUUUGGAGGGGAUCUGGGGGGUGCAGGAGGGGGAUCCAUGGAUGGGCUUAACCGGGUGAGGGAGGGACGGGAAGGGGGUUCUGGAAACCUACCACGGGGGAAGCAAGCCACAGGGGGUCCUGCUCUGACUCAGGCCCUGCUAGCUCAAGCCUGUCCAGGCUUUGAGGAGGCUGUGGAAGGAGUACGCUUCAUCGCCAAUCACAUGAAGAGUGAGGAUGAUGAUCAGAGUGUAAGCGAGGACUGGAAGUAUGUUGCCAUGGUGAUCGACCGCCUAUUCCUGUGGAUCUUUGUGUUUGUGUGCGUUUUCGGCACAAUGGGCAUGUUUCUGCAACCGCUCUUCCAGAAUUACACAGUCAAGACCAUCACCAGCCCGCCAGGCUGACCAUUCACAGGCUGCGAACGUGAUGACGGACAGCUCCUCCGACCGGUCAGCUCAGGAGGACAAGGGCUGGAGGUCGGGGGGGGCGGGUCUGGGUUUUAUUGUGUCUCUUGUGACUGGAACCAGAACUGGAACUGAACAGCAAUCAUUAUCUUUAUAGUAACAUUUUUUGCAAUGAACAACGUUUUUCUUGUAUGAAGAGAAAAAGGAAAACACCAUCAUACUCUUACUUGGCGUUUUUUUGUCCAGAUGUUUAAUGGACUGACCUCCCCUUUCUGGUGGAAAGGUCCCUCCCUGCUCUCCUCUUUAGCCGGUCAGGGAGUGAAGAUGCUCUGAUUUGCUCCUUGUAGAACCUUAUGGCAGCCAAUCAACACUUUCUGCUUGAUGCUGACUGCUUAAUUGACACAUGACAUGCCCGCUUUCAGCUAUGACAUUACUCAUCCAUAAUAUUGACUGAUGUCAGUAGAAGCUAAUCAGAAAGGGAAGGGAGGUUCAUAUCUGGGUUCUUAAACAUUUCUUUUAUUUUUUCAGAAGUCCACUAUGUCAGUGAACUGAUUCAG
This is a messenger RNA of Scatophagus argus, 2462 nucleotides long. RefSeq names its product cholinergic receptor, nicotinic, beta 2 (gene chrnb2). Gene Ontology annotation, biological process: chemical synaptic transmission; regulation of membrane potential; signal transduction. Lineage: Eukaryota; Metazoa; Chordata; Actinopteri; Scatophagidae. The record is from RefSeq and is a predicted model, not a curated record. Gene Ontology annotation, cellular component: neuron projection; postsynaptic membrane; synapse. The transcript is spliced from 6 exons. The coding region runs from base 262 to 1905 and encodes 547 amino acids. Gene Ontology annotation, molecular function: acetylcholine-gated monoatomic cation-selective channel activity; transmembrane signaling receptor activity.